Oppiella nova is the source of this 396-nucleotide messenger RNA. The record is from the annotation of a GenBank genome assembly. NCBI's taxonomy places the organism in Eukaryota, Metazoa, Arthropoda, Arachnida, Sarcoptiformes, Oppiidae.
AUGAUUGAGGCCAAUGUGGACGUACGCACCACCGAUGGCUAUCUGUUGCGAGUGUUUGUCAUUGGAUUCACUAAAAGACAACCAAAUCAGGUGAAGAAGACGUCGUACGCGCAGUACAUGCAAUCGAAACGGAUCCGCAAAGUGAUGACUGAUAUCAUACAAGACAUGGUUCAGUGCAAAGAGCUGAAGGAUGUGGUCAGAGACCUGAUACCCGACUCGUUCGCCACAGAGAUCGAGAAGGCGUGUCACUGGAUAUACCCGUUGCACGACGUGAUGGUCAGGAAGGUUAAGGUCCUCAAGAAACCGAAGUUUGAUUUGGGAAAACUCAUGGAUCUGUACGGCGAGACCAAUGACACCACCACUACAAUCAGGGCACCGACUGAUGAGCCCAUGAGA